AGGCAGCCAAAUACCCAGGGCUCACACACACACAACUGGGCUCACAGACACACACACACAGCCGGGCUCACACACACACAGCCAGGCUCACACCCCCCCAGACCCCGCCAGGCAAGGCGUCCCACAGGGCGAGGAUGUUCGGCAAGAGCGUGGUGCUGCGCAGCGCGGGGGUGCUGUCGGCGGCCGAGCUGGGCUGCCUGGUGAAGGAGGAGGACGUGGUACGGCAUGAAUCCUUCACAGCCGAAUGGAGGGACCUGUCGCUCUCCACCAGGCCUGAGGAGGGCUGCUCCCUGCGGGAGGUGGACGAUCGGCGCAAGGAGACGUACUGGCAGCAGCAGGAGACGCGCUUCGUGGUGCAGCGAUCGCCCUGGCUCAUCAUGCGGCUGGGCCGGCUGGGCGAGCCCCUGGCCCGCUACCACCUGCCCUACCAGCGGGCGCUGCCCCUGCCCCUCUUCGUGCCGGCCGACCUGAGCGCCAAGGCCGAGCGGGGAGCCACCCCGCCCCAGCUGCGCCACAUGAUGGACUUCGAGACGGCGCUGGCCGGGGGCUCCCCGCCCAACGGGCAGUGCCGGGACAAGAAGGCCGUGGCGGAGAUCACCAAGGAGCUGCCCCCUGUCGUCCAGCCCAGCCGGCCCGACUUCGGCAAGGGUGACUUCCAUCGCUCCCUGUCCCGCUCCCUGUCCCAGGAGGCGCAGAGGGGCUGAGGGGAGACAAUGCCUAGCGCUAGGGGUGCCCAGGCCUGACCCCCUUGUGCUGUCUGUGUUAGUGCUAUGUCUGUGUGGCAGCCACGGCGGGUGCCAGGCUGGAGCUGUGCCAUGCCACGGGCACAGGGCACCACCCCGAGUGCCCCUCACCAAGCUUUCCUUAGUUGCCAAAGAUUUGUACAAGGUAGGAGCUGACAAGCGGGAAGCGGGCUCCACUCCCAGCUGUUAAACCCUCCAGUGGGCUCCUGGUUAGAGCUGGGAAUGGGAGCUCCUGGGUCCCGUUCCUGGGUCUGGGACACAACGCGUAUGUCUACAUGGCACACGAAGCCCCAGGUCUGAGGUGGGGUCAAGCCCCAAGCUCUGUUUGCCCAUACAGCCAUUACUCUGACUCAGUUGUGGAGUCUCUAGUGCAGGCUUGGAAACGAGCCGGGAUCCCCACGGUGAGCAGUGUAGACAUGGGGCAGGACCUCUGGGUUGUGUUCCAGUACGUUAGAGGCGGGAGGAUGGGAUCAGGACUCCUGGGUUCUGUCCCCAGCUCUGGGAGCGGAGUGGGGGUCUAUUGGUUUUUAGAGUAGGGGGAUCAGGACUCCUGGGUUUUCUGCCUGACUCUGUCACUGACUCACUGGGUGGCCUGGGGCAGAUUCACUGUGACAGGGUGACUG
Malaclemys terrapin pileata is the source of this 1366-nucleotide messenger RNA. RefSeq names its product titin-cap (gene TCAP). Gene Ontology annotation, biological process: skeletal muscle myosin thick filament assembly; cardiac muscle tissue morphogenesis; sarcomerogenesis. Gene Ontology annotation, molecular function: structural constituent of muscle; protein-macromolecule adaptor activity; titin binding. The record is from RefSeq and is a predicted model, not a curated record. Gene Ontology annotation, cellular component: Z disc. Bases 135 to 704 code for a protein of 189 amino acids. Lineage: Eukaryota; Metazoa; Chordata; Testudines; Emydidae. The transcript has 2 exons.